Moesziomyces antarcticus is the source of this 2691-nucleotide messenger RNA. RefSeq names its product intracellular protein transport-related protein. Bases 1 to 2691 code for a protein of 896 amino acids. The transcript has 5 exons. The record is from RefSeq and is a predicted model, not a curated record. Gene Ontology annotation, cellular component: AP-2 adaptor complex; cytoplasmic vesicle. Gene Ontology annotation, biological process: intracellular protein transport; clathrin-dependent endocytosis. Gene Ontology annotation, molecular function: clathrin-cargo adaptor activity. NCBI's taxonomy places the organism in Eukaryota, Fungi, Basidiomycota, Ustilaginomycetes, Ustilaginales, Ustilaginaceae.
AUGGCUCCAUCAAUAGCACCGGCAACGGCAGAGUCGUCGUCGACAUCCCGAUCGACCGCGUCGACGGUCAAGAGGACGUCUCCAACAGCACUCCGACCUCUGUCUGCCGAGGUGGGGUUGCUGGCAAGAUCGGAUGCGAGCGCCUCGUUCUCUUUCGGCGCGCUCAACGUGGUUGCAUCAGUGUCUGGGCCUACCGAGGUCCGUGUUCGAGACGAGCUGACGGAUCGCGCGACGCUCGACGUCGUCUUUCAGCCGCAACAUGGGGUGGCGGGCAUUCCAAGUCAGGCGGUGUCGGAUUCGCUGCUGACUGCGUUGUCGUCGGUGCUGCUGUUGCACCACCAUCCUCGAUCGCUCAUCCAGCUGAUGCUUCAGACGCUCUGCUCUCCGAGCCUACCGCAGUCGUCGGAACACACGUUGCCGUCGGACCUGGCUUCGCAUCAGAGAUGCGUGCCGCGACAGCCGCUGCUGUUGGGCCCGGACGCGCCGCCGAGCGUAACGGAGCAGGCUGCGUUGAUCAAUGCAGCGAGCUUGGCGCUUCUCGAUGCAGGCAUUCCAGCAAGAGGCAGCGUGACGGCGUGUGCGUGUGCCAUUCUGCCGGCGACGCAGGGCACGGUGCUGAGGCAGAACAGCCACCUUGACGAGAUUUCCGAGUCGCAGCUGGCAGGUCUCGUACGCCAGUACAAGCAAGACCACGCUCAAGAGGACAUGGAUGAAGAGGACGACGACGAGCGCACCAAUGGCACCGCAUCCAAGAGAUACACUGGCGAGACGAUUGUUCUGCUCGACCCGACGCCAGUGGAGAUCGACUACGCGCUCAGCACGCACGUGUUUGCCUUCUCCUUUUCGCAGGUGCUCGAGGGCGAGGGCGACGAGGCAAAGGCGCGACAGGUGUCGGAGCAGGUGCUGGCCGAGUCGCAAGGCGCCGUGGAUCUCGAGGACCUGGGUCGGGCUCGCGAACUGUGCCUGACAGCAUGCUCCGCGGUGCUCGACUUUGUGCGCGCCACGCUCACCAAGCGAAUCGCUUCACAAUCUUUGCCUCCGUCGGUAGAAAGCAGCGGCAAGUAUAGUGCGAAGCUUGUUCGGCGUGCAGCAGGAGGGCGAGAGGACAAAUUUGAAUUUGUUAGACCGCAUCGCGACGACGUGAGCGCAGGCUGGCUUAAGCGCAGUGUUGGCUUCCUAUUCCCGCCCCAGCAGCGCGUCGGUCUCGGCAUUCGGCUCGAGCAGCGGCUUCGAACAAAGGGCGGCGCAGCCAACCAAGAGAAGAGAGAGAGAGAGGACUGUGCGGAUACCAGCACGUCCGGUGUGCCCCCCUUUGUGCGACCGCCCUCUCCGCAUCCGCGCCUCAUUCCGACCAGGUACAUGCGUCUCGCACAGCUCACUCUCACGCAGGACGACCGCCCUCCCGCCAUGAUCUCGGCCUUCUUCAUCUUCAACCAAAAGGGCGAGGUGCUCAUCUCGCGUCUCUUCCGCAACGACCUGCGUCGCAGCAUCGCCGACAUCUUCCGCAUCCAGGUCGUCUCCAAUCCAGACGUGCGCUCGCCCAUCAUCACGCUCGGCUCCACCUCCUUCUUCCACGUGCGCCACGAAAACCUCUACAUCGUCGCCGUCACAAAGUGCAACGCCAACGCAGCGAUCGUCUUCGAGUUCUGCUACCGCGUCAUCAGCAUCGGCCGCUCCUACUUUGGCGCCAAGUUCGACGAAGAGGCGGUCAAGAACAACUUUGUCCUCAUCUACGAGCUCCUCGACGAGAUCCUCGACUUUGGCUACCCGCAAAACUCCGAAAUCGACACGCUCAAGAUGUACAUCACCACCGAAGGCGUCAAGUCCGAACAGGCGGUCAGGGAGGAUUCGAGCAAGAUCACCAUCCAGGCAACGGGUGCCACCAGCUGGAGAAGGGCAGACGUCAAGUACAGGAAGAACGAGGCAUUCGUCGACGUCGUCGAGACCGUCAAUCUCCUCAUGAGCAGCAAGGGCACCAUCCUCCGUGCCGAUGUCGACGGUGCCAUCCUCAUGCGUGCCUACCUCACAGGCAUGCCAGAGUGCAGGUUUGGGCUCAACGACAAGCUCGUGCUCGAAAAGAACGACAAGAACCGCGGAAAGGUGGAUGCCGUCGAGCUCGACGAUUGCCAGUUCCACCAGUGCGUCAAGCUGUCCAAGUACGACACGGACCGCAGCAUCUCCUUCAUCCCUCCAGACGGCGAGUUCGAGCUCAUGCGCUACCGCUCCACCACCAACGUCAACCUCCCCUUCAAAGUGCACGCCAUCGUCGAAGAGGUGAGCAAGAGCAAGGUCGAAUACACGCUCAACCUCAAGGCCAACUUUGACGCCAAGUUGAACGCCACCAACGUGGUGCUGCGCAUUCCGACGCCGCUCAACGCAUCCACGGUCAAGUGUCAGGUGAGCCUGGGCAAGGCCAAGUACGUGCCUGCAGAGAACCACAUUGUGUGGAAGAUCGCGCGCAUCCAGGGCGGAGGCGAGGCGAGCUUUGGCGCCGAUGCCGAGCUCAGCUCGACCACCGUGCGAAAGGCGUGGAGCCGGCCGCCGAUCGAGGUCGACUUCCAGGUGCUCAUGUUCACCAGCUCCGGCCUGCUCGUGCGCUACCUCAAGGUGUUUGAAAAGAGCAACUACCAGAGCGUAAAGUGGGUGCGCUACCUCACCAGGAGCAACGGAAGCUACCUCAUCCGCUUCUAG